CAUACACUGUGAUGAUAAUGUCGAAAACUCGUAGGUACCCUGAUAGCUACAUGGAAGAAUGGAUAGAGUUUACAACAAAGAGUGUGUCCUAUUCAUACGGUGGUGACAUUCUUGAGUACAUGUCUGGGAUUGAUUUAUCUUGUAACAGGUUAACUGGGCAAAUCCCACUCGAAUUGGGAAACUUGAGUGAAAUCCGUUCGUUAAACUUAUCACACAAUAAGUUGAUCGGAGUCAUACCUUCAUCAUUUUCAAAGCUUAAGCAAAUCGAGAGUUUGGACCUUUCUUACAACAACUUGACUGGUAGAAUCCCUAUACAGUUGGUUGAGUUGAACUUCCUGGAGGUUUUCAGCGUGGCACACAACAACUUGUCAGGUAGUACUCCAGACCCAAAAGCUCAGUUUGGGACCUUUGAUGAAAGCAGCUACGAGGGAAACCCUCUUCUCUGUGGGCCUCCAUUGCAAAAUAACUGCUCUAAAACUGAGUCACCACCAACAGUACCGACUACAACAGACAAUGAAGGAGAAGGUAGUUUCAUGGACACAUAUGUUUUUUGUGUGAGCUUUCUGGUUUCAUAUGUAAUUGUUUUAUUGGGAAUUUUUGUUGUUCUAUACAUAAAUCCAUAUUGGCGACAAGCAUGGUUUUCUUUCAUUGAGAGUUGCAUCACUACCUUUCGCUACUCAAUUGUGGGCAAUUUUCUUGAGUUAUACAUCUUCAGAAGAUGUGCCUAGGUAUCAUGGGAGCUCUUAUGAUUUGCCUUUUGUUUGAAUGUGGUGAAGAUUUGGAUAAAGUUGAUUUUGUUGUCAGAAGAAGUUUGGUGAUUUGAUCUUUUUAAAUGGGGGAUUUCUUUUAGCUGACUGUUCUGUUAAAAUAGUUGUAGGAAGAGUUGUGGAUUUUGCACUUUCAACAGAGCUUUAUGUCUCUGUCGAAACUCUGUUUUUGGUAUUUGUUUUGUUUUGAAGGAAGCCUGUAGCUUUGUGUCUUGUUGAUUUUAUUUUCUACACAAAUAUUCAAUUCUCUAUUCUCCAUCAUCUACAAGUUAUUAUUAAUAUCUUUUCCAAGUUAUUAUUCAAAUUGGCAAAUUUUUCCUCAUUAGUUUUGGCUUAGUUUUGAGCUUCUAGUAAAUGAUUUCUGGCAUAAAUUGCAGCGAAGGCAAAGAUUGCUGGCUAUGGCCUACCAAGAACUUUCUAAAGUUGUAUUGGUUGGAUUCAUUUGUUUUAACCAGAUUUUAUAUCGAUCGUAAAAAGCUUUUUCAAUUUAUUUUCUUUGAUGCUU
Durio zibethinus is the source of this 1272-nucleotide messenger RNA. NCBI's taxonomy places the organism in Eukaryota, Viridiplantae, Streptophyta, Magnoliopsida, Malvales, Malvaceae. The record is from RefSeq and is a predicted model, not a curated record.